GUCGGGUUCCCCUCUGUAAAUCCGUCUGUGUUAUGGGUCGUUUCAAACGGGAAGCAAGAGAACAGGCCCCYACCUCUGUUGAGGAAGUGAAAUGAUAACAACAUCAUAACGACGCAGGAAGCCGGGCUGUUUCUCUCCGAGGAGGACUGGACAACAUGCCGUCGCAGCGAGUGUUCGCCGUGCCGAGGCAGCAGUCUCUGCUCCUGCCUGAGGUCCACAACCCGUUUGUUCAACACACCGAGCUAAGCAAAGCUGCCAUCAUUAAAUGUGUCUUGUUUGGAAUCAUCCUGGUCCCUCUUCGGGCUGUCCUCAUGUCAUUGGUCCUGAUGGUGACCUGGCCUGUGUCAGUCAUAAUAACCUUUAAKCAUCCUCUAAAGGGAGCAGUGGAGCCAAUGACGGGCUGGAGACGGUUCAUGUGUCAGAGUGUGAUGGCCGCCCUGGGGAGGGCUUACUUCUUCUCCAUGGGUUUCAGAGUGGUGGUCAAGGGUAAGCAGGUCGGCAGCAGCGAGGCCCCCAUUCUAGCCGUGGCCCCUCACUCGACCUUUUUUGACGGGAUUGUGUGCCUCAUAGCCGGCCUGCCCUCCACCGUCUCACGUGUGGAGAACUUGGCUACACCCAUCUUUGGCAGAUUUUUGCGCUGUCUCCAGCCGGUGUUGGUUUCUAGAACAGACCCUGACUCCAGGAAGAACACAAUCCAGGCGAUUGAAACUAGAGCCAAGUCAGGAGGCCGCUGGCCGCAGGUUCUGAUAUUCCCAGAAGGAACAUGUACAAAUCGUUCAUGUCUUAUCACGUUUAAACAAGGUGCCUUUAUUCCAGGUGUCCCUGUGCAGCCUGUUCUCAUCAGAUACCCAAACAAACUGGAUACCCAAAUGCUGUACGGUUAUUUAUGUAUUGUGUUCAGGAAGACACUUUUGCUUCUGACACUGAGCCAGCUUUAUACCACAGUGGAGAUUGAGUUCUUGCCACCACACGUCCCCACAGAGGAGGAGAAGAAAAGUCCUGCUCUGUUUGCCAGCAGAGUCCGAGAAACUAUGGCCCAAGUUUUAGGGGUUUCAGUGACAGACCACACAUAUGAAGACUGUCGCCUGAUGAUCUCAGCUGGAGAGCUGACUCUCCCCAUGGAGGCUGGCCUAGUUGAGUUCACCAAAAUCAGUCGAAAACUCAAUCUGAAAUGGGACAACGUGAAGAAGGAGCUGGAAGGUUUCGCAGUCAGGGCCACCUCCUGCAAUGGAGGACGGAUAACCAUAGAGGAGUUUGCCAGCUUCUUAAAGUUACCCAUCAACCCAGCUCUUGAGGAGUUGUUUGCUCUGUUUGAUAGGAAUGGAGAUGGCACCAUUGACUUUAGGGAGUAUGUUAUUGGUGUGAACAUCUUGUGUCGACCCGCCAACACGGAAGAUGUUCUGCAAAUGGCUUUUCAGCUGUUUGACACAGACAAAGAUGGGAAAAUAACCCACGACGAGUUCAYGGCUCUGCUGCGCUCUGCUCUGGGUGUGUCCGAUUUAAACAUGACUAAGCUCUUUAAGGAGAUAGAUGCAGACUCCUCUGGUUUCAUCACAUUCGGAGAAUUUCAGUCCUUUGCUUCUACCCACCCUGAAUAUGCCAAGCUUUUCACCACUUACCUGGAGCUCCAGAGACACCAGGCACUCAAAGAGGCCAGGCCCGGUGAACUGGAAGUAGUUGGUGAAAUCAGUUCAGUGGAAAACAGUGAAGACAGCACUUCUGACAAAAAAGAUGAUUGAGCUUCAUAGAAAACUUUGCUUGACCUGCCAUCUUGUUGCAGUCCAGUCUGUAAAUUUGAGUCAAGUAGUUUCUGUUUUUUUUUCCUUCCUUUCAUUUUAGAGUGCUUUUGUUUUUGUUAGUGCCUUCUAGAUUUUAAAUAAGAUUUUUCUUAACUCACUGUAUUAUAAGGAAGAAAUUGUCUCACAUAGGAAAAGGCAAAUAUCAAGCUGACCAUAGCACAAUAUAAUAUAUUUUUGUUUAAGGAUGUUUUUAAACUCAGCCAACCUUGGAGUUAAUCUUAAAUACCAGGCUUUAUGAUAAACCUGGGCAUGAUUCUUUUAUUAAUCCCAUUUUCAUACAUUUUUAUAAUCUCCAUUUAUUCACUCAGAUGAACCCCACCCUGUUCACUUUUGUUUACUUCUGUCUUUGUGUGUUUUUCAUUUUUUGUUUGUUUGUUUAAAUAAGAAAGAAAAUGUCCAAACCAUCACAUUUUUAAUCACUAGCAAAGAGCCCCCGUGCUUCUGUGUUGCAGUAUAAUUAGUGUUCAAGAAACUUUACAAAAAUACUUUCCAGUCUGGUGAGCCAAAACUGUAUUCAGUAUUAAAGCUGUGUUUCAGAGAGCAUAGACACUGUGCAUUACACUUUUUCCCCAGYGCUCAGGGACAUAAACCUUGUAAGACGGCUGUAUAAUUAGCCAGAGGUUUGCGUUGCAUGUGUACCUAUUUGCAUUUCUACAGAAGAUCCAUGUUGCUGAGACAGCAGCACGUCUGUGCAGUUUUAAAUUUACUAAAGCAAUUCAGCCAUUAAAAAAAUAGGGCAAUUUGUGAGCAAAAAGCCAACAGGGCUUCUUCACAGCAGCAAAUUCCGGCGGGGUGUGCUUGGAGAUUAACAAGCGGCAUUGUUAUUUACUUAACAAGAGUGAAUUGUAAUUAUACAACAUUCCUUUAUUGUGAAUAUUGCAAAGUUUGCUUUUUUUAAAUAAAACGAGUAUGCAAUCUGCUUUCCA
Austrofundulus limnaeus is the source of this 2725-nucleotide messenger RNA. RefSeq names its product lysophosphatidylcholine acyltransferase 2 (gene lpcat2). Gene Ontology annotation, cellular component: endoplasmic reticulum. Lineage: Eukaryota; Metazoa; Chordata; Actinopteri; Cyprinodontiformes; Rivulidae. The record is from RefSeq and is a predicted model, not a curated record. The transcript has 14 exons. The coding region runs from base 156 to 1739 and encodes 527 amino acids. Gene Ontology annotation, molecular function: calcium ion binding; 1-acylglycerophosphocholine O-acyltransferase activity; lysophosphatidic acid acyltransferase activity.